AUGAUGUAUGCUUUGUUUCUGUUGAGUGUGGGUUUAGUAAUGGGGUUUGUGGGGUUUUCUUCUAAGCCUUCUCCUAUUUAUGGGGGUUUAGUAUUGAUUGUUAGCGGUGUGGUCGGGUGUGUUAUUAUUCUGAAUUUUGGGGGAGGUUAUAUGGGUUUAAUAGUUUUUUUAAUUUAUUUAGGGGGAAUGAUGGUUGUCUUUGGAUAUACUACAGCGAUGGCUAUUGAGGAGUAUCCUGAGGCAUGGGGGUCAGGGGUUGAGGUCUUGGUGAGUGUUUUAGUGGGGUUAGCGAUGGAGGUAGGAUUGGUGCUGUGGGUGAAAGAGUAUGAUGGGGUGGUGGUUGUGGUAAACUUUAAUAGUGUAGGAAGCUGAAUAAUUUAUGAAGGAGAGGGGUCAGGGUUGAUUCGGGAGGAUCCUAUUGGUGCGGGGGCUUUGUAUGAUUAUGGGCGUUGAUUAGUAGUAGUUACUGGUUGAACAUUGUUUGUUGGUGUAUAUAUUGUAAUUGAGAUUGCUCGGGGGAAUAGGUUAUGUGAUUAGGAGUAGGGUUAGGAUGAGUGGGAAGAAGAAAGAGAGGAAGUAAAGUUUAAUUAUGCCUUUUUGGGUUGAGGUGAUGAUGGAGGUGGAGAUUUGGUGCUGUGAAAUUGUUUUAGGUAAUAGCUUUUCUAGUCAGGUUAGGUCUAGGAGGAGUAGGGGCAGGUUUUGGCUCGUAAGAAGGCCUAGAUAGGGGAUUGUGCGGUGUGUGAUGCUAGGGUAGAAUCCGAGUAUGUUGGAGAAAUAAAAUGUGCAUAGUGGGGAUUUUAUUUUAAGUUUGUUGGUUAGGUAGUUGAGGUCUAGGGCUGUUAGAAGUCCUAGGAAAGUGACAGCGAGGGCUGUGAGUUUUAGGUAGAGGGGGAUUGUUGUUUGGAAGGGGGAUGCGGGGGAAAUGUUGUUAGUAAUGAGAAAUCCUGCGAAUAGGCUUCCGGCUGCCAGGCGUUUAAUGGGGUUUAGUAGGGUGGGGUUAUUUUCGUUAAUGUUAGUAAGGGUGGGGAAGCGAGGUUGACCUGUUAGGGUGAGAAGAAUUAUUCGAGUGCUAUAGGCGCUUGUCAGGGAGGUAGCGAUGAGAGUAAUAGAUAGGGCUCAGGCGUUUGUGUAUGAUAUGUUUGCGGUUUCGAUGAUGUGGUCUUUGGAGUAGAAACCUGUGAGGAAAGGUAUUCCUGCUAAUGCUAGGCUGCCAAUGGUGAGGGAGGUUGAAGUGAGAGGUAUGGUUUUGAGUAGUCCUCCUAUUUUUCGAAUAUCUUGUUCAUUGUUAAGGUUGUGGAUGAUGGACCCGGAGCACAUAAAUAGUAUGGCUUUGAAGAAGGCGUGGGUACAGAUGUGCAGGAAUGCUAGGUGUGGUUGGUUGAUGCCGAUUGUAACUAUUAUGAGUCCUAGUUGACUUGAAGUGGAGAAGGCUACGAUUUUUUUGAUGUCAUUUUGUGUAAGGGCGCAGACUGCUGCGAACAGAGUGGUGAUAGCGCCUAAGCAUAGUGUUAGAGUUUGGAUUAGUGGGCUAUUUUCUGCUAGGGGGUGGAAGCGGAUGAGUAAGAAGAUUCCUGCUACAACUAUAGUGCUUGAGUGGAGUAGGGCUGAGACUGGGGUGGGGCCUUCUAUGGCUGAGGGGAGUCAGGGGUGGAGACCUAAUUGGGCUGAUUUGCCUGCUGCUGCUAGGAGGAGGCCUAGUAGUGGG
Cinara cedri is the source of this 1705-nucleotide messenger RNA. The record is from the annotation of a GenBank genome assembly. NCBI's taxonomy places the organism in Eukaryota, Metazoa, Arthropoda, Insecta, Hemiptera, Aphididae.